AUUUCUCAAAUCACCGGCGAACCCUGACUUGCUCUACAUUAUCUUCUUUCUGCACAAUCAGCUGACGAUCACAGUUCUUCUAGUUCUGAUCUUCGGCAGCAAGGUCUACAUGGUGAUGAAGGGCCAGGGCCGCUCGGAAGGUGCCAACUCGUCGGCCCUAAAGCCGUCAUCGGCCAAGUUUCUGGGCGGCAGCAAAAACUCAGAGCCAGUUGGGUCGAAUCCGGCGCCGACCAUCGGCGGCUCCAUGGGCUCGCUGGACCUCUUCAAGCUGUCCGACGUCAACAUACAGAACGAGCUGGACAAGGUGACGCGCUACCUGGAGCUGCUCGUGUCGCGGGGCAGGCCACUCGGUGACGAUACCUGGCACGCCCAGCUGGAGGCCAUGCUGGCGGCCGCGCGCGGCGAGAGCGCCCACCGCGCCGUCGACCGGGCCAUGCAGGACGGCAUGGGCAUCGCGCCGUCGCCCAAGGUGGACUCGAUGUUGGCCCAGGUCACCGGUCAGCUGGUGACAACCGUGAUCCGGGAACACACUGCGCCGACCGGCGAGGCUCGGCUCGAGACCCCGCCGCCGUCGGUAGCCCCGUCGGCGCCGCCGGCUGAGGUCGGGCCCUCGGUGGUGCUCGGGUUCGAGGGAGUGGUGGUGGACGGUGGACGGGCGCCGCAGCAGGGUGCGGCCCAGCGCCAGGAAGUGGCGGUGGACGCGACUCCGUACGUGGUGAUGGCCGAGGCGCAGGUGCAGACGUGUGCGGCCGGGCGCGGCCAGAAGCGCCACUCGGCCACGCAGACGAUCCGCACCAUGGCGGCUCCGCUGGCGUCUGUGCCGACCGAGACCGACAUCAGCUCCUCCGGGUCAUCACGGCGCCCCUCCAGCUCCGGCUCCGACUCCAGCCGCUCCUCCGGCUCCGGCUCCGGCUCCGGCUGCAACCCAGCCGACUCGGCCUCCGAGGACUCCGGCAGCACGUGCGAGUGCGCGCGGUGCGGAGCGAAGGGAGUGCCACCGCCCGCGGCGACACCGCCAGAGGCCGGCUCGGCGCGUCUUCCCGUGCCCAGGAAGAGGAACGCGAGGCACCGGCGGCGGCCGCGGUCGCUGCAGGCCAUCCGGCUGAGCGAUCGCUCUCGGUUUACCGAGGCAGUGACAGUGUGAGUGGUGACUGCCGCGGGACGGUGUCAGUGUCAGUGUCAGACUGUCAGACAGUGACACGGUACAGUGACCGUGUCAGACGGUGCUAGAAGCAGCGGUGAGCUGUGGUAUGUCCGAAGACGCGAUAUGUGUAAGAACAGGUGAGAACAGUGGUGAACAGAGGUGGUGGCGACUAGCAGAGACGUUCGUCGGUCGUACUGCAUGGCGGGAUGGCCUGGACAGUGAGGUAUGAAUUCUGGUGGGACCUGUGUGUGGCAAUGAAUAUUGAUGGGAUUACAUUGCGCUGUGUUGGGUCGGCUCCUUGGUUACCGAGCAAAACUAUUAGUGGGUUCAUUCAGUCCAGAAAUCGAUGUUUUGCUCAUUGAUGUGCAUAAUGUUUUGAAAGUCUCUUCUUCAAAACGUGAUGUGCUUGAUAUGUGCAUUGUUUUUGUCGUUUCAAAAAGUACUAGUAUUUCACUUUUGAACUGUUCGCUGUAGUUUCCCUGUUGAAUGUUAGAUAUUGAUUUUAGCUCCCAGGCAAUAAAUAAAAAGGUUUAUAAAAGAAUUAAAUCUAUUCGUGAUCAAUAUUAACUUCAUCUCGCGUUGAUUUUCAUUCAUUGAGUUAAUCUCCAAUAUUUAGGUAUAAUCCGUUGGGAGGGAGCCAAAGUCAUUAUUAAACCCCGCGUUGCGGAUGAACGUUAAUUAGAUACUUAAAUUAGGCCAGGAGGAGACUGUAAUAAUCGACUCUGGCGAGCGUUUUAUAUGGGGUGACGGAUUCGCAGUGUCGCUCGAGUAGGUAACGGUGUUGGUUUGAGUGUAAGGAUGCAGCCGAGUCUGGCAUUUGUCGUGUCCGGUCCGGACCGCGCUGAUCUCGGACCGCCGCUGGUCCCGGACCGCGCUGGUCCCGGACCGCGCUGGUCCCGGACCGCUGCGGUCCCUCGUUGUCCGCUGUCGGUCAGUGAGCGACCGGCCGGUAUGUGGUCGGUCAUUCACAUCCGGCGCUCAAUGUCUCGCUGUGUCAGACAUGUGCCAUAAUGCCAAACGUAUCUGCAUUGCCGUUGUCUCCAGCUGUUAAUGCAAUGAAGAGAACAGCUCUUUCUGUGACUUGUAGUUUGUGUCGUUAUUUUUGGGUAUCUGAAAAGCGAUGCGUACUCUGGU
Molecule: messenger RNA, 2278 nt
Organism: Amphibalanus amphitrite
Lineage: Eukaryota; Metazoa; Arthropoda; Thecostraca; Balanomorpha; Balanidae
Exons: 3
Coding region: 110-1144 (344 amino acids)
Source: RefSeq, a predicted model, not a curated record